Messenger RNA from Tetranychus urticae (two-spotted spider mite), 1902 nucleotides. Its product is annotated as gamma-glutamyl hydrolase. Gene Ontology annotation, molecular function: gamma-glutamyl-peptidase activity. The record is from RefSeq and is a predicted model, not a curated record. Gene Ontology annotation, biological process: tetrahydrofolylpolyglutamate metabolic process. Gene Ontology annotation, cellular component: vacuole. NCBI's taxonomy places the organism in Eukaryota, Metazoa, Arthropoda, Arachnida, Trombidiformes, Tetranychidae.
UAGAUGUUUCCAUGAUCACAAAUUAUCUUCAAUCCAUUGUUAAUUGUUGCUAUGAUGAUAACUAAGAGGAAGAGUGAUUCCAUUCAGGUGAUAGAUCUAAUGACCAAGAGGAUCGAAAGCAGCAACUGUUCAAUUGCCAGUAAUUUUCGAGUCAACUUGGUAUAACAGUUUAUUUUUUUUUUCGAUUACCAUUGAGAUAACCAGAUAGCAGCAGUGACAACAAUGUUUACUCUUUUUGUUCUUUCGUCUGUCUUAAGCUUUUCAUUGGUUAAUUGUUCACCUGAUUUUGGACAAUUCAACAUUUCUUGUGACAAUGAUAGACCCGUUAUUGGUGUGCUGUCCUUACCUUCUUGGGAUGAGAUCAAACAAGUUGAAGAUAACCGUUCAUCAUACAUUGUGGCCAGUUAUGUUAAAUUUCUAGAAUCCGCUGGAGCUCGAGUUAUCCCUGUGCUUCCUGGUCAUGAUGAGGCCUAUUACCAAGAAAUGGUCAAUUUAACUAAUGGAUUUCUGUUCACUGGCGGUGGACUUUGGCUCAGCACUUCAAUGUAUACAACUGCUGCUUCUUACAUAUGGAAACAUGCCUUGAAACUAAAUUCAGAAGGAGAUUUCUAUCCCAUUUGGGGAACAUGUCUUGGAUUAGAGUUGAUAGCAUAUUUAGCAAAUGAUUUAGUCUGGCCUUUGACUAAUUGCUCUUCCUGGGAUGCUCCAUUGAAACUCAAUUUCAGUAUGAACUCUCAAGAACUUAAAUCAACCAGCCUAUUCAGUGGAUCAGAUGAAUCUAUUAUUGAGAUCUUGAGUAAAGAAAAUGUUACGAUCAACUACCAUCAUCAAUGUUUAACUCCUGAAACAGUAGAAUCAAGCAAAUUGGCUCAAAGUUUUCGCAUUUUAUCAACAAAUAAAGAUAAAAGAGGAAUUGAAUUCGUGUCCAUCAUGGAGGGAAAAACUUUACCUGUAUAUCUUGUCCAAUUUCACCCUGAACGAGUUUUGUUCGAGCCCAACUAUAUAAAAUCUUUCAAGAGAACACCCCAUUCAGCCAAUGCAGUCAAAGUCUCUCAAUAUUUUGCUAAUUUCUUCGUAAAUCAAGCUAGAAAAAAUUGUCACAUCUAUCCCAACACCGAUGAAUAUCAUGCGAAAUUGAUUUAUAAUUAUUGCCCACAAUUCAGUGGCCUUGAAGGUGGGCAUGAGCAAACCUAUUACUUCAAAUGGUGAAAUCUAAAGAGUGUCAACCAGUCAUGUGUUAGUCAAUUUAAAAAUGAAUUAAUUAGCCAAUUUGAUAAUUAAUAAAGACCUUGAUCAUCGUUCAUCAUAAAAUUUUCAAUUCCCGGAUAAAUAAACAUAAACCAGUAAAAUCAACAUUAGAUGGCGCUCGCAGCAGCUGUUACAUAAACUAUUGACUAGUUGAGACGCGCUUCAUUCAAAUUAAACAAUUGACAACUGAAACAAAUUGGAACAAUUCUAACCUCAACAACGCAUUCGCCGAAAAUUUUAAUUCACUGACAUCCGACCAUCAAGCUCUACCUUAAGCUGAUCAGUAUAAAAGUAUUUCCAACCAAAAUUACAUCGGAUUUAGAGACAAAUUUACCGAAAGAUUUUGAGAUUGCUCGAGAAAUAGCGUCUAUUCCGGUUUUAUCCCAAUGACUACAAAUUUUGUAGGCUUCUGAGAUUUUAUUUAAAGAUCUACUGAUUUGGAUUGUCGAUUGAAUCACAAGAUAAUUUAUUUGAGCAAAAAGAAACUUGAAGACAUUUAAAUGGUGAAAGUGUCAAAAAUGGUUACUGUAACUAGAAACUAUCAAGAUUCAUGACAAUAUUGAAUUAGCACGAGAUGAGGUAUAAUUGACAAGAUAUUAAUGUUAAUGUUAAUAAUACCAAAAUAAAUCAGCUGCUAAUCAGCAUUAAGCAUCA